GUGUAGACUGAGAAAGCGAGAGAGAGCCCUCAGUCUUUCAGAUCUUCGCUGUGGUGAGGACACCCAGCAGAAGUGCAUUCCUGAGGCAGUCAGCGAGCGGGCGAGCAAGGAGAAGGCAACAAGACAGAUCAAAAACACAGAGCGAAGGAGAAGUCGCGGCAUCCUUUAAAUCUCCCCUUGACCACGUCUGACUGCCUCUGUCCGACUCGCACGCUCCUCGCACACGCUCAUUCGCCUGCCUCGUACACUACAGCCGCACAACCGGCUCUGCUGCUCUGUCAGAAGUAAAGGAUUUCACCGAGCGAGGCAGGCAGACAGGGACAGAAAGAGAGAAUAAAAACAAACUGAGGAAAUAAAAGGCACAGAUCAGAGAACAAGGUCAUCUCUUGCUCGAGUUGGUGCCAUGCAGCGUUGAGCUGAGCCAAGCUGAGCUGAAGAUAUCUGUUUUGAAGACCAUCUUACCCUUCACCCCACCCUGACCGGUCCCAGAUGGAGCUCAAAGUGUGGGUGGAUGGAGUGGUGCGGGUGGUAUGUGGCCUAUCAGAGGAGACGUCCUGUCAGGAUGUGGUCAUUGCUCUGGCCCAGGCCAUCGGUCAGACAGGCCGCUAUGUUCUGAUCCAACGUCUGAGGGACACAGAGAGGCAGUUGCUGGCUACAGAGAGGCCCCUCGAGUCCUUGGCAAAGUUGGGCCAACAUGGGAGUGAAGUUCAGUUCUUCUUGCGACGCACAGGUCCCAGCAGCAGUGAUGGACCUAGCUCAAAACAAGAUAGACAAACCCCUCUGCCACUGGCCAGGAAUCCUGAGCCUGAGCCUUCAAAACGCAGUCAGCCUAAGAAAUCCCUCACCUUUAACCUGGGGCCAUCAACCUCUCCCAAAACCAAAGCCAAACAGUUCAAGAGGUCCCCCCGUGACUCUCCAGAGCAGAGAGCAUCCCCCUCUCCUUCUCCUAGCCCUGUAUCCCCUCAUGUGCCAUCCCCCUCUCCUUCACCACCUAUAGGCCAGCCCAAAGAGGAGGUCUUUAGGAGGGUUCUUCAGCAGCAGGAGAGACUGAGGGCCAUUGAGGUCCAACUAGAAGCCCUAGAGAGGGAGUCACACGUGUGGGAGCGUCCUUACCCAUCUCCCUGUCCUUCACCAGUAUCGGACGCUCGCCUUCAGGAGGAAAUAGACGCUCUGGAGCAAGCACUGCGAAGGAACCAGGCUGAACUUGCCCACGAGCAGUACUGGGAGGAGGAGUUUCAGGCAGAGAUGGAAAGGGAGCGAGGAAUGAGGAGGAAGUUGGGAGAACUCCAUGCCAAGUUAGACGAUUGUGGACGGCGACUGCAUGAGUUUUCGGUUCGUUCUGCUCAGCUGGAGCAAGAGAUCCAGCGGGAAAGCCAGUCAGAAGGGAAAGCCAACGGGCCUGAGGAGUCCCUCGAUGCUGUGAAGGCUGAGCUCCAGAGCCAGGAGAGACAUGGGACAGAACUGGAGGAUCAGCUGUCUGAGACUGACAAGGCUCUGGGGAAGGCAGAGUCUCUGCUGCAGGCUAAACAGGAGGAGCUAGAGGAGUUGAAUAAGGAGCUAAGACAGUGUAACCUGCAGCAGUUUAUCCAACAGACAGGUGCUCUGCCUGCACACAAUCAAUCCCGCACAGAGCUUCAGGAGCAGCUGGAGCAGUUAGAGCUGGCACAUCUUCUACAGGAAGAAUACAGGAAUGGAAGUCGAAGUACAACUCCAGUGGAAUCCCCGCCUCGCCCCACUGCCAAACAGUUCCUGGGACAUCCCCGCAAUCUUCAAAACCCUCUAGUGUCCAGUCUCAACCCCGAGGUCUUGACAUCCCGAGAGUCGUCAUGGAGAUAAAACAUGGACCACAUGGCCAAGGGAAACAUGUUCACUGUUCUGUCACCGCCACCUCUUAUUUAACCCCUUUCUUUGUAACUUUGUCAUUAAUCUACCAUAAUUAUACAUAUUGUAUGUACAUAAGACAAAUAUAUUUACAGAGUUUUGCUACUGUAAACACUGCAAAGUAUCUGUAUUAAAUGUAAAAUAAUUUAGGAACCUUUUACGCAUAGGAAUUAUUACUAUGUAUUUAAAUAUAAUAAAAAUGUGCUUUGUGUUUUAGAUAA
Molecule: messenger RNA, 2102 nt
Organism: Sphaeramia orbicularis (orbiculate cardinalfish)
Lineage: Eukaryota; Metazoa; Chordata; Actinopteri; Kurtiformes; Apogonidae
Gene: rassf7a
Product: Ras association domain family member 7a
Exons: 6
Coding region: 490-1836 (448 amino acids)
Biological process (GO): signal transduction
Source: RefSeq, a predicted model, not a curated record